AGCAUGGCCAAAUGGGGGAAAGGAGAUCCGCGCUGGAUUGUGGAGGAGAGAGCGGACGCGACCAACGUCAACAACUGGCACUGGACGGAGCGGGACGUGACAGGCUGGUCAUCAGACAAACUGAAGAAGCUGCUGCUGGGUGUUCAGGUGGAGGGAGAGGCCGGCAACUGUCAGGUGACAGAGGUCAAUAAGCUGGUGGGAGAAGCUUCCAUUAACAACCGCAAAGGAAAGCUCAUCUACUUCUAUGAAUGGGUGAUCAAAGCAUCCUGGCUAGGAACGUCAAAUUCUGGUAUCAAAUACAAAGGGAACAUUGAAGUGGCCAAUUUUUCGGAUGAAAAUGACAUGGAUGACCUUGAUAUCUCAGUCUCUCUGUGUAAAGACCAGCCCAACACUUCUCUGCUCCACCUCAUGAAAAAGGAUGGAGUUCAGAAAGUUCAAACUGCUCUGGAAAGUUAUGUCACACACCUCAAAUCAGUGUUCACUCAAGGGAUGAUGUUGCCCGCUGCCAAUGGUGCCAGCCAAUCCCAGCCCAGCAAGACUCAGAGUCAGAUCAAGGUGAACAAAACACAGAUUAGCGCCACAGUCUCAGCCACGGCGCCUCAUGUGGUCUUCAGCAGUACUGAAGGGGUCCGGAUCCCCACCUGCUGCUUCACUCUGAAGGAAAACUUCCUGACCUCGGCUGAAGAACUGUACAGAACCUUCACCAGCCAGGAGUUUGUUCAGGUGUUCACACACUCGCCGGCAGUCGUCGAAGGACACAGUGGAGGGAAGUUCCGUCUGCUGGAUGGGACCGUGACUGGAGAGUUCACUGAACUGGUCCCUGAUGAAAAGCUUGUGAUGAGGUGGAGAUUUAAGACGUGGCCGAGUGAGCACUAUGCCAUCAUCAGUUUGGUCCUGAAGGAGCAUGGUGAUGAGACGAAUCUGAAGAUGGACUGUAAAGGCGUCCCAGUGGGGGAGGAGGAGAGGACCCGAGAGGGAUGGAGGAGAUAUUAUUUUGAAGCCAUCAAACAGACGUUUGGAUAUGGAGCGCAACUUAACUGACUUUAACAUUUCAUCGCCCCAGUCCAUAAACACACUUUUUACCGAAAUCAAAACCUCUAUUACACUACAGCUGUUUGUGUUCCAGUUUUAAAUUUACUGGUGUCAAGCUAAACCGGUCUCAGUCUUCAGAUCAAUUCUCAGACAUGUUCUGAUGUUUAGAUGGCUCUGUAUAAUUUGGAUAUGAUUUCAGAUCAAUCUGAAAACUCAACAGAAUAAAUUAACAUCACCCUCAUUGAA
Messenger RNA from Lampris incognitus (smalleye Pacific opah), 1278 nucleotides. RefSeq names its product activator of 90 kDa heat shock protein ATPase homolog 1-like. Gene Ontology annotation, biological process: positive regulation of ATP-dependent activity; protein folding. Gene Ontology annotation, cellular component: cytosol. The record is from RefSeq and is a predicted model, not a curated record. NCBI's taxonomy places the organism in Eukaryota, Metazoa, Chordata, Actinopteri, Lampriformes, Lampridae. Bases 4 to 1041 code for a protein of 345 amino acids. The transcript is spliced from 9 exons. Gene Ontology annotation, molecular function: protein-folding chaperone binding; ATPase activator activity.